GCGCAAUAUAUAUAUAUAUAUAUAAAAAAAACACAACCAACAGAGAAAUUUGAUGUUUUGUUUAUUUAUUUACUCGUGACGAUUAGAAAUCGAAGUAUUUGGAAGGCAAACAGACUGGCUGCAAGGGUGUUUUCGAGGUUUGAUCAUGUGCGAUGUAGACACAAGCCAGUUUCCUUUACAAAGUCCACCAUCAGAGCAUUCCUUCCCUUAGAUGGAUAGCCUUAGUAAACUUUGCCGCAAUCAAAGUUAAAAAUGCCUUCGAUAAUGACAGAUCUGAUAACGCUGAUCGACAGUGAAAUUCCAGAAGGACGUCAAAGUCUUCAAGAUAGCCACACUAACUUGGAGAAAGUUGCUGAAUAUUGUGAAGCAAAUUAUUUUCAGGCUGAAAAUAAAAGGUCAGCUCUUGAAGAAACAAAAAAUUAUACAACACAGUCUCUUGCUAGUGUAGCUUACCAAAUUAAUACUUUGGCGUAUAACUUGCUUCACAUGCUUGACUUACAAACAACUCAAUUGGCCGAAAUGGAGUCUCAGAUAAAUCAUAUAUCACAGACUGUUAUGAUACAUAAAGAGAAAGUUGCUCGAAGGGAAAUAGGAAUCUUAACUACUAACAAAAACACAACACGUCAGCAUAAAAUACUAGCUCCUGCUAAUCAAGAAAGACCUAUUAAAUAUAUAAGGAAACCUGUUGAUUAUACAGUAUUGGAUGAUAUUGGACAUGGAGUAAAAACAACAAGUAACACUCCUCGCUCAAAGCGUACUUUAGCUCCAGUGCAUCAGAAUCCUCUUAAUGGUAGUAGUGCAGGACCCGCUCCAACGACAAAACCUCCAACUCCUCCACAGCCAGUUCGUGCUGGAGGCAGUCUGUCUCGUGGAACCAAAGAAUAUAGAACACCUGCUCCUCCUAUUGCACCACCACAGGUGCCCAGCAAUUAUGCACCAAAUUAUCCAAUUGGUCAUCCUCGAUCACAAGAAAUGAGAAGAGGAAGUGGAUAUUCUACUUUGCCUAUGGUUUCCACAUCUCAGGCUUCUCAACCAUUGUUGCCACCACAGCCCCAAAUAGGAAUGGUUCAUCCUAUGACACAUGGCCAUCACACAAAUACCUUAGGACCAUCAUCUCCAAUUCCUCCACCUCCAUCUCCAGAUAUAGAACUUCCUAUGCAUGUUUCCACAGAUUUUGAUCACCCAGGGAAUAUUUCACCACCAUUACCACCUCCUCCUCCAGAAGAUGAAAACUUGUAUCAUGAAAACUAUAAUCCUCCAUCGCCACCAGCAUUCCUUCGCAAUCGAGGAGAACCAGAUUGGGUUCCCAAAAAUUAUGUGGAGAAAGUUGUGGCCAUAUAUGAUUAUGUUGCUGAUAAAGAAGAUGAAUUGUCUUUUUCUGAAAAUUCCAUUAUUUAUGUGGUGAAGAAAAAUGAUGAUGGAUGGUAUGAAGGUGUAAUGGAUGGGGUAACAGGUCUUUUUCCUGGAAAUUAUGUUGAACCAUGCUUAUAAAAAGAUACAUUUAUUUGUACAUAAUAUUAUAUAACUAUCCUUAUAUUCUUUAAGUUGUAUGUGAGAAAUUUUUAAGUAGUUAAAUUUAAUAUAUGUAUAUGUGUGAUUAUAUAUCUGUAUUUUCUUACUUUUUUUACUAUACAGUACUUCAUUUAAAAUCAAAAGUUAAUGAAUCAAACUUUUCUCAGAAUCAGAAAUCUGAUAGCCAUAUUCAGUGUAAGACUUUGUUGUAAUAAUUUAUUCAUUCCAGACAUUUUUUAAUGGAAUUGCAUCAGUUGUUUUUCAAAAAUACUUUCUUGUUAUGAUGUGUAUUUUUGAGCAUCCAGAAAAUAAAUAUUUCUUAUUUAAUAAUA
Stegodyphus dumicola is the source of this 1844-nucleotide messenger RNA. RefSeq names its product tyrosine kinase Abl (gene Abi). NCBI's taxonomy places the organism in Eukaryota, Metazoa, Arthropoda, Arachnida, Araneae, Eresidae. Gene Ontology annotation, biological process: neuron migration. The record is from RefSeq and is a predicted model, not a curated record. Gene Ontology annotation, cellular component: actin-based cell projection; SCAR complex; lamellipodium. Gene Ontology annotation, molecular function: SH3 domain binding; signaling adaptor activity.